CAUUCGACUCUCCGGCACAGCCAUCACUAUUCCGUACACAGUCAUGGCAGGACACUUUCGAACGCAGGCCCCAGCGGCGUCCCUGCCCGGCCAGGCCUUCGGCAGAUACCCGCAGUUCUCUGGCAUCAUGAAGCCCAGCCGCUUCGAGGGCGAGGUGCAGAACCUCGAGGUCGACGGUACCAUCCCCCACAGCAUCGACGGCACUUUCUACCGCGUGAUGCCCGACCCGCAGAUGGUCCCCUUCAUCGAGGGCGACCCGUGGUUCAAUGGCGACGGUAACAUCUCGGCUUUCCGCAUCCACAACGGCCGGUGCCACUUCAAGCAGCGUUACGUGCGCACGGAGAAGUUUGUGCGCGAGCGCCAGGCUCAGCGCGCCCUCCUGGGCCGCUAUCGCAACAAGUACACAGACCUUGUCGAGUUUCACGUCCGCAGCACCGCCAACACCAACAUCUUCUACUUCAACGGCCGCCUCCUCGCCUGCAAGGAGGACUCGCCCGCCUACGCCAUGGACCCCGUCACCCUCGAGACUAUCGGCCUUGAGGAUUUCUGCGGCCAGAUGCCUAGCCUGACCUUCACUGCUCAUCCCAAGUUAGACCCCGUGACCGGUGAGCUUCACUGCUUUGGCUACGAGGCCAGGGGUGACGGGACACCGGACGUGUGCUACUGGACUGUGUCGCCCGACGGGCAAGUCAAAAACGUCUCCUGGCUAGUGGCACCAGCGGUUGCCAUGAUCCACGACUUCGCCGUGACAGAUCACUGGAUCUUGUUUCCUCUCAACUGCCUGACAUGUGACGUUGAACGGCUCAAGGCCGGCGGCGAGCACUGGCAGUGGGACCCCGAGCUCCCUUUCUACCUCGGCGUGAUGCCACGCUAUGGGGGCAACAAUUCCAAUGUCAAGUGGUUCCAAGGGCCUACCGCCUUCCCAGGCCAUACGGCCAACGCGCACGAGACUGCCGACGGCAAUAUUGUGUUCGACCUGGCCAUGGCGAAAGACAACAUCUUUGUCUGGUGGCCCGAUAGGGACGGCAAUGCGCCGGACCCGAAAAGCGGUGCUUGCCGCACCGAAAUGUCGCGGUACACAAUUGACCCGCGCUCCAAAGACCUGGAGCUGCCGACUCCCGCCGUCCUGGGGCCAGAUGACUGCGAGUUCCCGCGCAUCGAUGACCGCGUGAGCUCGAAACCGCAUACCACAAUCUUCUACCUGGCCAUGGACCCUGCGCUCGACACAAACUACCAAGCCAUCGGGCACCUUGUGGCUGGGUUCGCGCCGUACAACGCCAUCGGGCAGCUCGACGUCGUCACGGGCGGCCUCGCCAAGUACUUUCCGGGUCGCACGCAUUUCGUCCAGGAGCCCGUCUUCAUCCCACGCUCCAAGGAUGCCUCCGAGGGCGACGGCUACGUCAUGGCCAUGGUUAACAAUCUCAGCACCAUGACGAGCGAGCUGCAUAUUGUCGACACAAAUGACUUCACCAAAGCCCAGGCCAUAAUCUACCUGCCCAUGAAUCUACGCAUAGGCCUUCACGGCAACUGGGUCGACUCGCAGGAUCUGGGACUGUCCAAAGACUAGGCGGCAAGAUAGGGACAAAGAUAUGCAGGGGCGGCGUCACUACCAGGGCUUGAAAAGCCCCCUUGCACGCGAAACGAGCAGAUUUCCGUAUGACUGUCUUGGUCCAUCUAGUUGAUGUCGCUCACAGCCAAGAAUUAGCGAAACACUAUUUAUACCAGCCUUCUCCGUUAACAAUCCUUGCAUCACCUGCAAAAAAUGCCUUCUUAGCAAGUUAACCUCCUCCAUGCGCGGGCGUGGCCCGCGACAUUGCUGGACCACAAAUAGUUGACCCUACAAUGUUCAACAACAUCCCUCAUGACAAGUAAAAGUGCGUGACAUGAUUGGCACACAAUGCCCGUUCGGCGUGUGCGUGGCCGUGCGCUCACAGAUCCCCCAGGGACUCAGGCAAAGGGGUUC
Microdochium trichocladiopsis is the source of this 1963-nucleotide messenger RNA. RefSeq names its product carotenoid oxygenase. The transcript has 4 exons. The coding region runs from base 44 to 1567 and encodes 507 amino acids. Gene Ontology annotation, biological process: carotene catabolic process. Lineage: Eukaryota; Fungi; Ascomycota; Sordariomycetes; Xylariales; Microdochiaceae. Gene Ontology annotation, molecular function: carotenoid dioxygenase activity. The record is from RefSeq and is a predicted model, not a curated record.